Molecule: messenger RNA, 1524 nt
Organism: Maudiozyma saulgeensis
Lineage: Eukaryota; Fungi; Ascomycota; Saccharomycetes; Saccharomycetales; Saccharomycetaceae
Source: the annotation of a GenBank genome assembly
AUGAGUGAUCAAAAAACAAAUAAACCCAUUAGGGUAGCAUUUAUCCAUCCAGAUCUGGGUAUUGGUGGCGCUGAAAGAUUGAUAGUUGAUGCAGCACUUGGUUUACAAGAAAAAGGUUAUGAGGUGAAAAUGUUCACCUCUCAUUGUGAUAAAAACCAUUGUUUCGAAGAAGUUAAGGAUGGUACAUUGGAAGUGGAAGUUUUUGGAGACGACCUUCCAACCAAUUACCAAAAGAGAUUUUUUAUUGUUUUUGCUACUUUGAGGCAACUAUUUUUAAUUUGGAAACUGUACUCAACAGACCAGCUAAACAAUUACGAUCUUUAUAUUGUCGAUCAAUUAUCAACAUGCCUUCCAUUUUUACAUUUAUUCUCUAACGCUAAAUUAUUUUUUUACUGUCAUUUCCCUGAUAAAUUUUUAAGUUACAGAAGCUCUUUACUGAAAAAAUUGUACAGAAUCCCAUUCGAUUUGACAGAACAAUUUGCUUUAAGUUGUGCUGACAAAAUCGUCGUCAAUUCCAAAUUUACAGGGUCUAUGUAUCGUAAGGCAUUUAACUUGCUAAGGGAUGAGCCGGAUGUUAUAUAUCCAUGUGUUGAUCUUGAACCAAUAAAAAUUGAUGAUGUUGAUCAAAUAUUAUUCGAUCAAUUGUUUAAUGAUGGAGAUAAAUAUUAUUUGAGUAUAAACAGAUAUGAAGGGAAAAAAAAUGUCAAAUUAGCCUUGAGAGCAUUUGCCUUGUCAAAAGCUGCGUCGGAUGAUAAAUUGAAGUUGGUAAUUUGUGGUGGAUAUGACCCUAGAGUGAUAGAAAAUGUAGAGAAUUUAUUAGAAUUAGAGAAAGAGGCUAAAGCAUUGAAGUUACCAUAUUCUACUAUUUCUUAUACUGAUUAUAGCCAAGAUCAUGAUUUGGUAAAUAUAGAUACAAAGGAUAAGAAAGUAAUUUUCUUAACAUCUAUCUCUACAUCGUUGAAGGAAUUAUUAUUAAGCAAAACAGAAAUGUUAAUGUAUACGCCAACAAAUGAACAUUUUGGUAUUGUGCCUUUAGAGGCAAUGAAAUAUGGUAAACCUGUACUGGCUACAAAUACUGGGGGUCCAUUAGAAACCGUUGUCUCAUAUAUUCCAAACAAGAAUGAAGAUGAAACUACAGGUUGGUCGAGAGCCCCUAUUCCGGGAUCUUGGGCCAACGUAAUUGAUAAUAUUAUGACUCUUCCUGAUAUUGAUUUCAAGAGUAAUGGUGAAAAGAGAAUUAAAACUCAUUUUACACGUGAUGUGAUGACGUGGGCUUUUGAAGAGAAUAUCGAUAAAAUUUUGUGGAAGAAAAAGACUAAACUAUUCUGGGAAAAUAUCCUAUUUUCUUUACUUCGUUUGAUGCUUCAUGUUUUAAUUGUAAAGAUAUACCCUACGGCUUCGAUGCCAUUCUUAUUUUUGGCUGCGGUAUCCUUUUUAUACUUCAAAGAUUUUAUGGGUACAGUUUAUUGGUCAUUCAUUUUCGUUUUAACUUCUGAUAUGUUAGCUAAUUACUUGUCUAAGUAA